AUGAGGUGCAUAUCUUGCAAUGGCAGAUACGACGCCGGCACCUGCAAGAAGUGCCACGAGGACCUCAAGAACUGCCACGAGGACCUCAAGAAGUGCCACGAGGACCUGAAGGCCAAGGUCGCUUUUCUCUCGACGUCCCAGCCAGAUUCCUUCUCCGACGUCAUUCUGUUUGCCGCCGACGGCGGGUCUGCCCAGGCCGCUGUACCCGUUCGGGCCCAUAAGGCCGUUUUGGUGAGCCGUUCUCCGGUGUUCAAUGCCAUGCUUGAGAAUGAGAUGGAAGAAAGCCUGAGUGGCACCAUCAAGAUCCGCGAUGUAUCCUACCCCACCCUUCGUGCCUUCGUCAACUACCUCUACACAACUGAGGUGGUAUGCCUUGACCAGCAAUUGGCAUGUGACCUCCUAGUAAUGGCUGAAAAAUACCAGGUGCACCAUCUCAAAGAUUUGUGCCAGAAGUUCUUGGUGGCCAACCUCAACUGGGAGAAUUCUUUUUCGAUCUACACCUUCGUGCACCAGCAUAACGCCAAGAAGAUCAUCGACGCAGCCUUGACGUUGAUCAUAGACAACAUGGACAAGCUUACUGCCCGGGAGGAGUAUGCUGAGCUGAAGGAGAAGGAUCCACAACUUGUAUUUGAAAUCUAUGAAGCUUAUCUCUCCAAACAGGUUAAUAAAGCAGCAGCACAGAAGGGUUCUUCGGCUUCGUAUCCUCCCAAAUUUAAUUGGGGAGGAAUGUACAUUGGAGAUUAUGAAGAGCCUCCGGAGUAAGACUGAAUCAGCUUAUCUCUCCCUAAACUGCAUACGAUGUGUGCAAUUUUUCAGUUUUCGAAAUCCCUGAAGCUUAGGCUGCAGCAGCGCAGAAGGGUUCUGCUUCUGCGGAGUUUAAGGUUAAAACUGCAGCAGUCGAGGUUCAUUCCUCAGUUACUUGUGUAUAUCCACAGCCCAUAAGAUAUCAUCGGUUG
Prunus dulcis (almond) is the source of this 956-nucleotide messenger RNA. Its product is annotated as BTB/POZ domain-containing protein At4g08455-like. Gene Ontology annotation, molecular function: ubiquitin protein ligase binding. Gene Ontology annotation, cellular component: cytoplasm. The transcript has 2 exons. NCBI's taxonomy places the organism in Eukaryota, Viridiplantae, Streptophyta, Magnoliopsida, Rosales, Rosaceae. Gene Ontology annotation, biological process: proteasome-mediated ubiquitin-dependent protein catabolic process; regulation of proteolysis. The coding region runs from base 1 to 762 and encodes 253 amino acids. The record is from RefSeq and is a predicted model, not a curated record.